AUGCAGAAGCUUAUGCGGCGGACGGCUCAGGCCGAGCGGCAGGUCAUACGGCGGAGCAAGAAGCAGGGCAAGAUGAGGAAGAUGGCGCUCCAGCGGCAGGAUUUCAAGCAGCGCAUGGCGGGCACACAGGAAGCACACGCUUCGCUCAAGGACGCGACGCGCAGGCGGCGAGAGGACUGGGAGAUGGGCAGCCUCGCUCCCAGGCGAGACACGCCACUGCCCGACUCCAGCGGCGCCUACUGGGGCUCCGUUAGUCUCAGCCGCAACUUGGCAGACAAAAUCCCAGAGAAACAGAGGGACCUGGCCUGCCGCUGGGCGGGCGGCCGCAAGACCCUCUGCAUCAAGCAAGGUGACCGAGUGGCCAUCAUGGAGGGCCCGGACAAGGGGAAGAUCAGCACUAUAAAAUAUGUCCAAGAGGAAGGCGCAUUCGUCGCACUUGAAGGAGAGCACUUGAUGCAAAAUUACACUGUCCCGGAAUACAUGACAAAGAUGCGAAGCGAGAAGCCGACCUACGUCCAAAUCUCCGAGUUCCGCGCCCCAAUCCAGGCCGUCCGCCUAGUCCACCCCCUCCCGGACCCCGUGUCAGGCGAGAUCCGCGACGUGGUCAUCAACGAGCUCGUGGCCCGGAACUACUACAAGGACAAGGCCACGGGGCGCGAGACGUGGUCGCGCGUUGUGCCGGGGCUGAACAUUGAGAUCCCCUGGCCCAAGGCCUUCGAGGAGGCGGAGAAGCAGGAGAUGGAGGGCACGUUUGAGGACCACGCGUGCGACACGCUGCGCAUCGACGCCGAGGAGAAGACGUUCGUGCCCACGCUGCUGCGCCCGCCCAUGCCGACCGAGGUCAUCGACGAGCUGCGCAACCGCUACUCCAAGUUCCGCACGCGCCACACGGACGAGUACGUCGCCAAGAAGGAGGCCGAGGAGGCCGAGAAGCUUGCGCGCCGGAAGAUGAUCACGACCAUGCGCACGCCGGUGCAGGAGCUCAACGCCAAGAUCAAGGCCGAGAAGAGGGCCCGCGGCCAGCCCGAGCUGACCGAGGACAUGCUGGCCAAGAUCGGAGAGGUCAUGGCGAGGAACAGGAAUCGCACGCUGGCUGGAGCCGGCAUUGCGCAGGUCGAGAGGCCACCAGUCACGGGAGACUUAACAAGCGGCCCCCGAGGAACAGGACCAUCCCCUUCACCAUGA
This is a messenger RNA of Diaporthe amygdali, 1185 nucleotides long. RefSeq names its product kow motif containing protein. Gene Ontology annotation, molecular function: RNA binding; structural constituent of ribosome. NCBI's taxonomy places the organism in Eukaryota, Fungi, Ascomycota, Sordariomycetes, Diaporthales, Diaporthaceae. Gene Ontology annotation, cellular component: ribosome; mitochondrion. The transcript has 2 exons. Gene Ontology annotation, biological process: translation. The record is from RefSeq and is a predicted model, not a curated record. Bases 1 to 1185 code for a protein of 394 amino acids.